This is a messenger RNA of Rubroshorea leprosula, 1465 nucleotides long. Lineage: Eukaryota; Viridiplantae; Streptophyta; Magnoliopsida; Malvales; Dipterocarpaceae. The record is from the annotation of a GenBank genome assembly.
CCAUGUCCUCUGGGUUUCCUUCUCUGGCUCUGUCCUAACCAACCCCUUCCCGUGUCUCGCUCAAAGUAAAAACCAUGGCAGGACAGUAGAUUAAAACGCAUGGCUUUUUCUUAGGAGCAUUUCAUCGAAUACUUCAAUGGCUGCUUCUGCUUCUCUCUCUGCGCUUCCCUCUUCCCUCCGGCUCAGCUUCCCGACGGAGCGCCCAUCAACCUCUUCGCACUCUUCCUCUUCUUGCGCUUUCAUCAAUGGCGGGAUCAAUCUCAGGUUACAUAAGAGCUUUUCCUAUGUCACUUCCUCCUCCUUCUCCUCUCGUCGGGUGUCUACCAAUCGUCUUGUCUCUGUGCUAUGUGCUUCUGGGGACUACUAUUCUACUCUUGGAGUUGCAAAAUCUGCCUCUAGUAAAGAAAUUAAGGCUGCUUAUCGGAAACUAGCUCGACAGGUACGCUACUUUGUUCAAUUUGGUUUUCAUGGUCUUUGGUUUCGCACCUUUUUCUGUUCUUUUACCUCACUGGGUUUGUUUUUUGGCAUGCUAGUUGUUGAGAGAAUGAGUUAAGAAGGAAAAGAAGAGUAAUUUCUAUUGGAAUUUUGAAUAAUAUGAAGAAAUUCGAAAUGGGAAAAUUACUAGCCAAACAAAACUAGGGAAAUGGUUUCUAGUGAGUAUUGUUUAAGCAGAAUAUGAAAUUAAAUGAUACCUACGUUAUGCCCCUCUUCCCUUUCCAUUUUUUUUCUUUCAAGUUACAGUUCUUUAGGUUAAAUUUUUUGCUUAAGAUUUUGCGAAUGGAGAAAAUGUAAUGUGCUCAGCACUGUUCCUCAUUUAUCUAGUUGCAUUUUGAUAAGUGCCCGGUGAGGAAGCAGACAUGAUACUGUGUUUGCUAAUGAAUAACAUCUGGAAAGGAACUGUGCUGCCUGUGGUGGCUGUGGCUUUCACAGCUCUUGGGAUAAUUUUGGCUUGAAGUUGUACCUCAUGGAAAUAUGAGAGGACAUAUUUUGAGAAAUCUGCAUCCCUCAGCUACCCAGAGUUAAAAGGGCUUUCAAGAGAAAAGGGAUUUGGGUGGUGGAAAUUUGAAAUAGUUUGGCCAUUUAAGGAUUAAGAAGAGUGAAAACAGAAUUUACAGGAAAUGGAGAUGUAGCAUGAAAUAUUGUUUGGUGAAAUUCUCUGGCAAAGAGUUUGUACAAAAAGUGCAUGUUGAAUUAAGAGAAAAUAAACGCUCAUAGGUAAAAAGAAGCAUCUAUAUCUUGUUGACCAAGGUAAUUGUCAUGGUUUUGUUAUAAAAAGAAUGAAGAUGCAAAAUGUCUCAAAUUUAAGACAUGUUUCUAGCAUCACACCUUUCUGAAGUUAAUCAUCCUUUGUUGCGUCAUAUAAAAUAGUUCUCUUAUGCUUCCAUUCUCUCAGAAUUGUCCAGGCUCCACUGAAUUUAACCAUGUGAAUGUAUCUUCUUUGUGUUAUCUUUUGUUUGCUUUGUUC